AUCGUUUUGUGCGCCCGGCGCCAAGCAGAUUUGUGGGCUCCCAUGGGGCAAGGUGCAGGGGGGCGGUAUGGUCAGUCUGCAGCGUGCAGGGCGGGCUGGGGGCAGUUGAGGCACAGCGUGGCGGGAGCAGCCCAGCAGGAGGGCUCUGGUUACAAACCUGCAGCUGCCAGGCGCACACUGGCCUGUGCUGCCGGUGGGCCCCUUCCCCUUGAGGGCGGGUCCGCACCACACUGCCCCCCGUGCCCAGUGCCCCACGCUUAUGUUCCCCGCCCAUAGACCUCCCCACUGCCCACCACCUUCCUCACAGCCCCACCAUCACAGCUGCACACCACCCCGUGUUCGUGAGGGCAUUCUGCACCAAAAGAUUAAACAUUCUGCACACGGUGUUUUAAAAUUCUGCAUAUUUUAUCUGUUAAUAAAUGUAGAGGCUUCAACAUGGAAAUGGGGAGCACAGGACACUGGUUGAAUAGAGGUGGGAAAAUACCCUGCAGCCUCCCCCACGCCACUGAGACAGUGACUUGGCAGUGGGGCUGCACCCAACCUUGACACAUCCCAUGCCCCUUCCCCACUGCUCCAUCUCCUCAUCCCAUCCCCUUCCUUUCCCACUGUUUCUUUCCCCCUAACCCCAGCCUGCCCUGCCCUGCCCUUCCCCACCAGUGGCACUUACUGUUGUACAGAAAACAGGAUGGCUCCCAGCACACAGAAGAGGAGCUCAACUAGCACUAGGACCUAGAAAGUGUCAUCUUCUGAGCAGCACCCUCUUUUUUUCAGCUGAGCAGCUCUGUGCUUGCAGAAAGUGCUGGAGGCAGUGAGAAGCAGGAUUGCGGGAAAGCUUCUAGUCCAGAGAUCGUGCUGGAUUUCUGAAAAAUGGACCGGAAUCCUUCACCCCCUUCUAGUGACGCUGAGGACGAGCAGGCUGCAGGGGAUUCUAUUGGGAACACAGUCUACAGCAAGCAUUGGCUGUUCAGUAUCCUUACAAAACUGAUUGAGGUCAUUAGUCCUGAAAAGAGUGAUUCCAACUCGAACCAUGAGGAAGUACAGACAGAGCUAGAUGAAGAAAUGGAGAAUGACAUUUGUAAAAUGUGGGACAUGUCAAUGGACGAGGAUGUUGCAUUAUUUCUCCAAGAAUUUAAUGCCCCGGAUAUAUUUAUGGGAGUGUUUGCCAAGUCUAAGUGUCCUCGACUUAUUGAAAUCUGUGUGGGAAUAUUGGGUAAUAUGGCCUGUUUUCAAGACAUAUGCAUGUCUAUUAGCAAAGAUGACAAUCUUGGACAAAUGUUGUUGCAACAUUUGUGUGAUUCGGACUCUCCUACUCUGCUGGAAACAAGCAGGUUGUUGUUAACUUGCCUCUCCCAAGCUGAGGUGGCCAACAUCUGGGUUGAAAGAAUCCGAGAAAACCCAUCCGUGUAUGACUGUGUUUGUUUUAUCAUGUCAAGCUCUACAAAUGUUGAACUGCUGGUUAAAGUGGGCGAGGUGGUGGACAAGCUCUUUGACCUGGAUGAAGAACUAAUGUUAAAUUGGAUUAAAAAUGGCUCUUGUCAAUCGGUGGGACAGUCUACAGAUGAUUCCCCAGAAGAACGUCCAGAUUUUAAGAUUGUACCUUGUGUACUUGAAGCAGCAAAACAAGUCCGCUCAGAUAAUCCAGAGGGGCUUGAUGUUUAUAUGCAUAUCUUGCAGCUCCUAACCACAGUGGAUGAGGGCAUUCAGGCUAUUGUGCAGUCUCCUGAUGGAGGAAAAGAGACUUGGACUUUACUUUAUGGUUUGGUUUGCCAUGAACUUUGCCAGCCAGAUGAUCCACCGAUCAUCAUUCAAGAGCAGAAGAGUGUAUUGGCCUCUAUUUUGUCUGUACUGUCUGCCAUGUUUGCUUCACAGGUACAACAGGAAUAUGUCAAGAGGAGAAAAAAUAUGCCUCUGAUUGGGAGCUUGAUUCGAAUCUUACAAAACAUGGAGGACUGUGGGAAGAGAUCUUUUGAUAACGCAAAGAAAUCCCAACCAGAGGAGACUGAGAAGUCGGGAACAGUUGAGGAAGACUUCCAUCUGAAAAUCUUGAAGGAUAUCUGUUGUGAAUUGCUUUCCAAUAUGCUUCAAGAAUUGACUAAGGAAAACAUAUUGGAGGGAUUGAACCAGGGGCAUCUAAAUGAACAGAAAUGUUCCUGUGCGUUUCAGAAUCUUUUACCACUAUAUUUCACUUCUGUGGAAAGUUUCCUUGAAGCGCUGCGUGAGGCUGAUCAGAUGCUUGCUGACAGUCUAGAAAAACGUUUCCCAAGCCUGAGGCUCCAGACAUAAGAAAGUACAUGGAAUAUUUUCUUCCUAUGGAAUGAGGAUUUUGACUGUUUCUUUGCAGUAUUUUAGUAAUCAACAUGUCAGUAAACUCAGACAAAUGAGUUAACCCCCUUACCUACAGAUGGUAUUUAAGAAAUUCCACAGAUAUUCCUGGUUAAUCUUGGAUUAACCUGAUCUGGGAUGGGGAAGGAAAUAAACUCACUUGAAGUCAGUUCUUCAUCCUGAAGUCUUGUCGGCUUUUGUGAUCAGAGGCUUUUGAUUUCUAGCUGCUUAUUUGGUAUACAAAGCAGAACUGUAAAUAUACUUUUGUGUUUUAAGAACCUGUGAUCUUGUGCUUUUCAUCUGUUGAAACAAUGAAAUGUACUGAAUCUUUUAAAAUGCUAGUGACUCUCUUAAAUUGUUCUUGGUAGGAAGGUUAGUCAAUAAGAAAUCUUAAAUAUCGUCUACCUAAGCAAUCAUUAAUUUCUUCAAUCACCUCAGAAAAGCAGUUCUAUCACACUGACUUGCCUUGUUUUGGAAGAUGUCAGCUCCAACACAGUUUAAAAUGAAUUACUUUCAGGCUACACUGCAACUUCUGCUUGUUGUAGUCAAGUCGUCUGACUCAGAGUUAUAGAGUAGAUCUGGAUUUAAUCUCUUGCAUAUAACAAAAUGCUGCUUUUUAGAAAUGCUCUCUAUGCUUCAGUUCAGAAAAAUAGCGUGUAUCAAACAGUUCUCGUUCCUUAUUGAUGUAUAUUGUUAUGUUGAAUCAUUUUGAAUGACAUUAGAAAUGGCUUUUUAGGCUGGGAUUUUCAAAGACGCUUGAGGGAGUUAGAUAGCCCAACUCCCAUUGAAUUUCAACUCUUUCAAACUCUUCUCAAAAUCCCACUCUUCGGGUUUUUUGUAACUGCAGUACAUUUUCACAUGUUUUAUCUGGGUGCAGUGCAGCUCGUCUGCUGUGUUUGGACAUGAAAGAUACUACAACAAUAUGUUGGCUCAUGUCGUGUCUAUAAACUGGAAAAGGCAACAAGUAGACAAAAUUAAUUUGAGAUAUAAAGGAGGAUGGAACAAGUUAAUGGAGAAUAGCUCAUUAGCAUACAUACAUUCCGCAGUUAUCCAGAUUUCUGUUGGCUUCCACUUUAUUUGCCAUGAGUUACAUGUACAGGAGGUAAUUAUUGAAGAUACAGUAUCUGUAUGUGUGCUAAGUCUUUUCAUCCAAACUUCUAGUUUUCAGGGGUGGUAUUACUCAGCCUUUCCGUCAGGUAAUUGACAGCAUCUCUGUUGUUGGCAGGCGACUGAAAAGUCUGAAAACACUGACUGAAGUCACCAUAAGAAUUGCAGUCGUUUCUGGCAUUUUUUUAUAUGUUAUUGGAAGCAGUUGGUAACUGAGUGGCUGCAGGGUUUGUUUUGAAUAUUUUAUUAAAACUACAGGUUUAUAAUAAAGUAAUUUUUAAAAAGCA
Molecule: messenger RNA, 3716 nt
Organism: Mauremys mutica (yellowpond turtle)
Lineage: Eukaryota; Metazoa; Chordata; Testudines; Geoemydidae
Gene: SAAL1
Product: serum amyloid A like 1
Exons: 13
Coding region: 868-2283 (471 amino acids)
Source: RefSeq, a predicted model, not a curated record